AGAGAAAGAGUGGGAGAAUACAUCAGUUAGACGUGUUGGUGUGUGUGUGUGUAGGAGAAAGAGAUACAAAGAGCUGAUCCCUAGACGCGGUGUGUGUGUGUGUGUGUGUGUGUGGGUACAGCAGUCGUCUGGUCUGUAAGUGCGUCUUUGUCUUGGUCUUUGUCUGCACUCUGCUCCUGGUCCCCCGCCUCCACCUCCUCGGCCCCAUCGUCUGUGUGGGGCGAUUACACUGGAGCUGCUGUUCUGCCUCCAUCUUAGCCCUGCCCAGUGUUUUCCCAGGGCUCCUUCGCCUCUGUCAUCGCCUGCAUGGUUAUUGUUGGCGACGCAUUGUCAUCUCCUCUCCAUUCAGGAGCAUGUGCAGAGGUAGCAGCCCUAUGUGAAUGUGGCAGAGCCAGCGAAGCCUGUUCUCUGCCUCCGACGCCGGCCUGCUCAGCUUAGCGUCCUGACAGAUUUCAUUUUUCUGGCUCAGGUUUGCUAUUGGCAGUUGCUUUGUCUCAGCACGAAUGUCACUCUGCUCAAUGUGGUCUGAAAACCGUCUUUGCUGUACGUGGUGUCAGAUGACGGCGUAGUCUAGAAUUACAUCUGAACUGUUUGGAUCAACAGUUUUUUAAAAGGACAUUUUCAUCAAACCUCUCAGCUUGCAGUGUGUGUAUGCUGUCUCUGUGUGUUUAUUCAUGACACAGAGUUCAGUUAAGAACUCCCUUACUGUAUUCCUGAGAAGAGAAGCCACUUCUAGUUCGCUGCCAUGUUGUUGUAACUCCUACUGUAGUUCCAGUCUGCCUUCUUAGGGCAAAAAGCAUCCUACUGUAUUAAAGCAGGUUUUUUGGUUCUUUGUUCUGUUGCUUUUCCAUUGCCUCAGGGCUCUGUGCUGUAAAUGGGAGCUGUUGUUGCUGUAGCUGCAGCUAAAAGUGGCGUGCAGUGCAGAGCAGAGCAGAGCAGAGCAGAGCAGUGCAGGGCACAGUAUUUGUGUCAUCAUCACUUCUCCGCUGCCUGCCCUGCCCCGGGAGCACUCUUUUAAACCAGAACACAAAGAACAUUGAGCAGAUGUCCCACUGGCCGUCGGCUAGAUUUAGUUUCCUUUUUUUUUUAAAUAAAUAAAAAAAAAUAGCUUUGGGGCAAGUUGUUUGGGAUGGACAUACUGACUAACAGACUAACUAACCACCAACCACUAACACCAGUGAUUACUGAAUCUCAUUAUUGAAACUGAUCACAGGUUUUGAACUCCCAUAAGUUGAAAGAAAUAAAAAAAAAAGUAGAAAAACAAAUCAAGAAAAUUAAGUUAAUAUGUGACAAGUGUGGGAGAAGCCUCUUCAGUCUCACAUGAAUGUUAUCAUCAUACAGUAGGUCUAUAUGAGUCAGGCUUAGCUGGUGAAAUCCUCCUGUGCUGUUUGUGUCCUGACCACAGAGUGCAGGCCUGAGUCAUCAGCGUAGCAGCCAUCUUUGUGACAGACUGAGAGCAACAGUCUUUACCCAUGUCUGUGCCUGCCAGUAGGAGGACCCCCACAGGAUCGCGCAGCAGACGGUCGGGUGUUGCGGGCAGCUCCAGGCAUUCUCAUGGGGACACCUCCAUCAGCAGCUACUCCACUGCUUCUGCUAAAGGCAACGAGUGUAUACCCACAUCACGCUCACAACCCGUUACACCCAGGCGUCAGGUCAAGCACUCCACAUGCAUCGACAACCAUGGCAUCCGCCCUCCGGCCCCAGAGCAGUACCUCACGCCGCUGCAGCAGAAGGAGGUGUGCAUCCGACACCUGCGCGCCCGGCUUCGGGAGAAUGUGGAGAGGCUGCAGGACAGGGACGUGGAGAUUGACGAGCUGCGCGGCCAGCUGGUGCGUAUGCAGGAGGACUGGAUCGAGGAGGAGUGUCACCGCGUGGAGGCGCAGAUGGCCCUGAAGGAGGCCCGCAAGGAGAUCCGGCAGCUGCAGCACGUGGUGGAGACGGUGCGCACCAACCUGGGGACGCGGGAGCCGGGCGGGGCGGAGACGCCGCACACGGCGGAGCCCAAGUCGGAGGGCUGGUACGGCGCCCGCGUGGGGGCUCGUCCGGGAACGUCGCGCUCCUGCGGCUGCUCUCCAGCGCACACCAUGAGCCGCAGCGCCACCUACACGCGCCUGAGCACCGAGUCGCCGACGUCGUCGGGCGCCGAUCGCAACGGGAACGUCGGCUCGUGGGAUGCCAGAGCAGGGGUGGUGAAGAGCAAGACCCUUCCGCGCGGCGACGGGCGCACCCACCUGCUCUUGGAGGCGGCGCUGCUGACGGAGCAGCUCCCGCGCUGUCCCAGCAGCAUGCCGCGCUCCUCCACCUACGAGCGCCUGUGCAGCGGCGAGACCCUGCUGCCCGUGCCCGUGCCACACCCGCCCUGCUGCCACCACGCUGUCAACAACAACUGCAGCUGCGGCGCCCCCCACACCUACCUGCCGCAGCACCACCACCUGUUUCUCCACCUGCCCCAGGAGGACGCCCCUCCGCCUCCCACCAUACCCCCACCACCACCGCCACCACCUCCUCAGGCAACGGCAGCAUCGCCAGCUCCAUCUCAACACCAACACCCGUCCUCAGCUCCAUCAGAGAGCUCGGAGGUGAGCGACCGGCCAGGCUACCGCUCCCAGGCUUGCAGUCCCACCAUCACCUGGAUCUCGGAGGAGGGCACAGGUGAGGACCUGAGCCUGAUCACCGCCGCGUCUGGGGGACCCAUCCCCACCGGCACCGCCGCCGACGCCUCCCUCCUCCUCUCCGAAGCUGCGCCCUUCCUGUCGCUGUCCUCCCCGACUCCCUCCUCCGCCACCCCGCAGCCCACCUGCGUCGACAUGGCCGAGCAGUCCCCUCUCGAUGGCGGCUCCUCCCUGGAGCUGUUGCCCCCUGCCUCCCUGGUGCCCACACCGACUCCUCAGACCCAGCAGCCCCAGGCGCGGGCAUCUCCGUCUCCGCUCGCCGAGAUGCCCCCUCCGCUGGCGCCCCCUACGCCCCAGGAGGUGCUGGUGCUUGAGGUGUCCGAGGAGGAGGACGACGUGCGGAGCCCGCUGAGCGGCCCCAAUCGGGACGAAGGUGGCAACGAUGAUGAGGACGAGGACAGCGGUGGACAGGAACCUCCCCAGCGGUGCCACUGGAGCCGUUACUUCCUGGUGGACCUGCUGGCGGUGGCAGUGCCCGUGGUGCCGGCCGUGGCGUGGCUGUGCCGUGGCGCCCGGCGGCCCGACCUGCCCGUCUACCCCAUCGGCUCGUUGUUGAGAGGCUGCUGCGCUGUCGCCCUGCACUCCCUACGACAAGUGGGCCGGGGGCGGGGGAGGGGGAGGGGCUCCGCAAACACAGGCGGAGUUACAAAUAUCUAAAGAUCAGACAGUCAGACAGACAGAUGAGUCAGGACCAAAACCAGGUCAGAUCUCCCACACACACACACACGCACACACACACACACACAUUCAAAUCUGACUCUCAUCUGGUGCAGAUGCACACACACACACACACACACACACACACACACACACACACACACACACACACACAUAAACACAAUCAAACACACAGCUCAGAUCUAACCCGGAUCUUUUCCCGACUCAGCUGCUGGAUGUUCCUCCUGUGCACAUACCUCUGUGCAGACCCUAGGAUGACUUCUGUACAGAAUCUCUCAAUGCCUCAGUGUCUCCCUCUGCUUUGAAGAUUUCCAUGUCCACUGCUCCACAGACACUAUCAAACUAGUCCGAUGAGUGAACAGUUGUUGUCAUCCUAAAUGAAACAGUUGAAUAGUCCCUGAACUCUGCCUCCUCUGCCCUGCCGGCCCUGACACCUCAUCUGUCCCAGCACUGUGGAUUGGGAUUAGAUUUGUGGUGUUAAUCCUAGAAGAUUAAUCUGAGAUUAGUGGCUUGCUCUGUGUUUAAGAGUCUUUGUGUAUCCGAUCUAUAGAUUUUUUGGAAACAUAAUGUAUUCUUGGGGACUGGCAAUUUUAAGCAUAAAUCCAGUGUACAGUUGAUGAUCACUAUUAUUUAAUUGUUGUCUUUGAAAACCAAUGCAGUAGAGUGGAAAUGUUAUUGAACGGUGGAAUGUCUUCAGUGCAUUCUCAGAAUUUCCACAGUGUGUUCUCAGAAUAUUGUCUGUGUCUUCUCAGAACACAGUUACUAAGGAGAUACUUGGGACAGUCUGUAGUCACAAGACUUGAGUUUUAAAAAAGGGAAAACCUGGGGUGUGUCAGGAAGGGGUGAUAAUCUGAAUCCACUGUAGAUGUUAAACCUUGUGGUUGAUUUUUGAAUUUGGGACCCUCAGGACAAGGUUUUUCUCAGGUGAGGAUCAAAUAGCACCAGACCACACCAUCUUGGAUUCAGCAAAGACCUUUUCCCCUCCUACCUGCCCCCAACUCUGAAACACAAGCACUUUCUGUUUCCCACUCUUGGCUUGUAAAUAUACAGUAGUGUAGUCUGGUCAAAACAUGUACUCUAGGAUUUAGACGUAUCAAAUUCAACAGCUUUGAUCCAGAAUUCAGUCCUUCCUUUUAGGUUUUGCCUACCACUUAAAGUACAAGUCUAGAAUAGACAGAGGCUACACUAAACUGUCAGAACAUGGCCAAUUUGUUUGAAAAUGAUUUUAUUAUGUUUAAAGGCAGGUGAUUGUGUUCAACAUUUAUUUUGCUCUUUCUUUUGCACUAUGGUUCACUUUAAUGGACAGGGGUUGGCUCUGACUGGAGCUAGGGUUGCGUUGCAUGCAUCCAGUCAACUUCCCCCACGGGUGAGUUUCAAUAGAUUUUUUUUUCUGUGCUAUGUUACUUCAAUUAAAGAUUCAUGCAUUUUUAAAUAAUAAAUGAUUCAGAAAAGCAAUGACUCUAAUGUUCAGAACAACAAAAAAGCCUACAUUUUUUCUUUUUUUCUUUGUUUGGCAUUGCGAUUGCACAGAUGAAUGAAAACCAGCAUCGGAUCAAGCACUCAGGGUUAUCAAAGAUAAACCCCAGAGCUUUGAUUGCUCGCUCAGAUUGCAUAAGCGCACCGUGUCUGCAAGAACUUGUGAUAAAUGAAAUAUAAAAUGUGUAUUAAAUUAAACAAACUAAACAUCUCAUUACAUUUAAAAGAACUGUUGAAAUGUUGUACGCAACUGUAUUUCAUCACAUCAGUCUUACAAUCAUAAGCCAUUUCAGUCAUGAAUGGGAAUACACUCCAAAAGUAUUUUUUGUUAACAAAAAUAUUCAUUGUAUAACUGUGUUGACAUGUAUGUGUUGGCUGGCUUUCGUGGCUGAACAAAUGAGGCUCUGGUCUGGUAUGUACCAUAAACAGCUAUUCUCUAGGUGGCCUAGAGGCUAGAAAAUGUUCAUGUCAAACUCACACAGAGUUACUUAAAGAAGCUUGUUCAUGAUCAAAUCGUUCUACUUCUUGAGUUUGGUUUGUGAACAAGCAAAAGGCUAAGAUCAUUAAAGGUAAAAAUAACAACAUUUAAUCAUUGUCCUUUUAAAAAUGAAGGCCUUUAUAACCCAAGCAUUAUGGAUCAUGUGGACUGUUGAAGGUAAAGAAAAUAAGUUUAUUCACUGUCCUCUUAAAAAUAAAGGCCUUUCUA
Molecule: messenger RNA, 5532 nt
Organism: Alosa sapidissima (American shad)
Lineage: Eukaryota; Metazoa; Chordata; Actinopteri; Clupeiformes; Clupeidae
Gene: snpha
Product: syntaphilin
Exons: 4
Coding region: 1473-3329 (618 amino acids)
Biological process (GO): neuron differentiation
Cellular component (GO): cytoplasmic microtubule; mitochondrion
Source: RefSeq, a predicted model, not a curated record